This is a messenger RNA of Scleropages formosus (Asian bonytongue), 2343 nucleotides long. Its product is annotated as M-phase inducer phosphatase 1-B-like. The coding region runs from base 91 to 1596 and encodes 501 amino acids. NCBI's taxonomy places the organism in Eukaryota, Metazoa, Chordata, Actinopteri, Osteoglossiformes, Osteoglossidae. Gene Ontology annotation, cellular component: cytoplasm; nucleus. Gene Ontology annotation, molecular function: protein tyrosine phosphatase activity. The transcript is spliced from 15 exons. Gene Ontology annotation, biological process: positive regulation of G2/M transition of mitotic cell cycle; G2/M transition of mitotic cell cycle; protein dephosphorylation. The record is from RefSeq and is a predicted model, not a curated record.
UCAGAGUUGUGAGUCCCAGUUACUUCUGGGUUGCUAAUUAUAAAAAAAAGAGCACUGUUCGUACAAGUAACACAGAAAUAUUAGGAAGCCAUGGCAGACCCUCCUGUGCCAGGUUUCCAUCCCUACGCUCCUGGAGCACAUUCCCCGGACUGCCUCCCGUCCCCGGUCUCAGAACUCGCUCAGUGCUUCACGGGACUCGGCGCCUUUGAGACUGGUGACACCCCACGUCGUCGACUGGAUCUCUCCAACAUCAGUGCGGAGGGUCCUGAUGCUGCUGUCCUUUUGGAAUCUCCAAAACAUGAAGCAAACACAGAUCAGUCUGUGUCUCUUCUUUCACCGUGGGACUCUCCUGCACCCCGGAACAGUCGUAUGAAGAAGUUUAGGUCUUUUCUGCCCCAGCUGCUGUGCAGCAGCCCAAAGUCCCAUUCUGGUAGCCAAGGUCAGCAAGGUCCUCCGAACAGCAACAAGGAGAAUGUGGCCGCGUGGGACGGCCAGCACGCGCGAUCGGAGGGCAGGGCACACAUCUCGGACCCCUACCAACAGGGCACCAGUGAGCCACUUGCUCUUGGUAGCCCCAUCUCCUCUGCUCCCCUCUCCCCACCUCUGGAUUUCCUCAGGAACAAAUGCACUGAUGGGUUCAUGGAGGUCGUGGAGGAGCAGGAAGAGAGCUCAGCUGCUGCCUACAUGUCCUCCAGUAUGGCCCAGUUGCUCUCUGACCCCCUCAUGAACCAUGAAGUGGAUCUGUCUUCUGUUUCAGUGUGUCGUCAAGGGGCUCGCCGCCUGUUCCGCUCACCCUCCAUGCCGGAGCAACUGAACCGGGCUGUUUUAAAACGAGCCCCACAAUCGCCCGUUACCAACCCGCCACUCAAGCGCCACCGGACGACACCGGUCAUCCGUGAAGAAGAGGAAGACCAGGAGGGGGGUGACCCUGCCUCAGCAGAUGGCAGGAAACGGAGGUGCUUGCUGAAGACACUUUCUCUGUGUGAAGUGGUCCCCCAGCUGGGAGGGGACAGUGUCAGCGCGGAACUCAUCGGGGACUUCAGUAAGGUGUUUGCUCUGCCCACAGUGACUGGAAGACAUCAAGAUCUCAAGUACAUUACCUGCGACACGAUGUGUGCUCUGCUCAACGGAGAGUUCAGCAGUCUGGUGGAGUCUUUCGUUGUGGUGGACUGUCGCUACCCUUAUGAGUACCAGGGUGGACAUAUCAAGGGAGCGCAGAACAUGCCGAAUACGGACGAGGCGGUAGCGGAGCUCCUGCGCCGGCAUCUGCGAGCCCACUGUCCCAACAGGCGCUUGAUUCUGGUGUUUCACUGCGAGUUCUCGUCCGAAAGAGCACCGAGAAUGUGCCGGCUCCUGCGCAGGGACGAUCGCAGAGUGAACGAGUACCCUGCCCUCCACUACCCAGAGCUCUACAUCCUCAAAGGUGGCUACAGGGACUUCUACCUUGCCUACAAGGAGCACUGUGAACCGCAGUCCUACUGCCCCAUGCACCACGAGGACCACCGAGAGGAGCUGCUGCGCUUCCGCUCCCACAGCCGCGCCUCCGCCGAGGAGCGCCGUCGCCUCCAGCAUGUCAACCGCCUCAUCAAACUUUGACCAGAGCUCCAGGGAAUGAGCGAUCCUGCUUCUGUCGGUCAGCCGUUCCAUUGACCGUGACCCCAGUGGCUGUGACGCUGCCAUGGAAGACUGCCUUGUCAUCCAGGUGAUUUGCUGCUUAGAUGAGGCUUCCCCUGGCUCUACACAGCGGGUGGCGAGGAUCUUUGAUCUCAUGUUUAUUUGUUGACCACAAGAAAUCAAGGUGGAACAAAAAGCCAACUUUCAAAUGAUAAAUUUCAAAUGCAGAAUCUAACAAAACUCAGCUAAAUGAACAGCUGCCUGUUUUAUGUACUCAUUUGUUUUUAGUUUUGUAUUACUAUGGUUUUUUACUGAAGGUUGGUGUGCAAACUUCCAGCCCUUUAUAACAAGAUUUAAAAAAGAAAUGGUUUUAACAGUCAAAGAAAUUCUAGUGCCAGCAUUCUAGAUUUCUAAAUUCUAGACACAGCCUUGUGUGUCAUUUUUUGUUAGGUUUUUAAGUCUUUGGUGACCUUUUCUUUCUUCCCAAAGUCAGUCUCUCUCUGUAUUCUUUGUGUUUUAUUGAAUUUGGCUUCUGCUUCACUUCGUGGGCGUUGAACUUGCACGUGUUUAUUCUCAUCAUAAAAGCAGAGAUUCAAAGAUAUUGCCAUUAAGGGAUCUUUAUGUACAUGGAUGUGGUGUCUAAUAAUUUCACUUAACGAUUCGCCAGGCUAUUGCCGUAUUCCCCCGUAAGGGAUGUGGAAGGUUAGGGUUUUCUGUUUUUGGGUUCCC